This is a messenger RNA of Aspergillus udagawae, 1932 nucleotides long. RefSeq lists its product as uncharacterized. Lineage: Eukaryota; Fungi; Ascomycota; Eurotiomycetes; Eurotiales; Aspergillaceae. Bases 1 to 1932 code for a protein of 643 amino acids. The record is from RefSeq and is a predicted model, not a curated record. The transcript is spliced from 3 exons.
AUGGGCGGCUGGUGGGACGAUUUCUCCAAUAACCUUGCAACUGAUCUCUCACCCUUCAUUACACUUUUCGGGGAGGCUCCCACAAAGCAGUAUCUAAUUGAAUGUCUGUCACCAGUCGAUGCGGUCAUAUUUGCGAUUGCACCGUUGGGUGUCAUCACCGCGGUUGUAUCCGCAAUCCGUGUUACCGGGCCACCAUCCCUUCGAGCAUUCAUCGGGAGGCCACAGGAAGGAAGCGGAACGGCCGAGGCUGAGCCCUGCUCCUCCACAAGCCGGGAAGUGUGCGAGCUCUAUACCAACGGAGGGGGCAUAGCGCGAGUCCUGGGACACCCGAAACUCCUGGAGAUCGUUCAUAAGCAGCAAUAUUUCAAACAUGAAUUCAUGCGUAGCAUGUCCGCACCAGCAACUGCAGGGAUCUACCCCUUUGAGGAAUUUGUUGAAUGGUCGAAGGAAUGGAUCGAAGAACGCAGAAGGGAAACCCAUGUUGAAACCGGCACGGAGGCGCAAGAAGAACCUAAUGAAGGGAAGCUGUGCUUUGCCCCGAAUCCUAACCUGACAUUGAAUAUAGGGAUACGAUUUUAUCCGACAUGGGUGUUGGUUACUAUAGCUGGGGUAGGGGCUUUUCUGCAACUUGGUAUUCUCAUAUGGGUUGCGAUCGCUCGUUAUCGACUUGCAUGGACCCGGGGUGAUUUCCAGGAUUGCUAUGGGGUGCCCAGGCCUUUUGAGUACUGGGAUGGUCCGGUGCGCCCAACUGGUGGAAGGGAGCACGAAAGAACGCGUCUUUUCUCGAAGCUCGAGCUCGAGCGCCACAUCGCGACUUUACUGGGUCCAGCCGGUCAUCCCACCAAUCAAUCCGAUCGGUAUAUCACGUCUUGGAAAGACGCCGGAGUUGCGCCCAAAACUCUUGCUCUGGGAGGCGCUCUAGGCUCCACGGUCGUGGGCUUCGCAUUGCAAUUCCUUGGUCUCCGCGCCUGUCAUUCUACGGUUGCUGUCGCCCAGCUAACCCUCACACUGCUGAUGAGUAUGGUACGCUCAUGGCUGCGGAGCAGUCGUCUGGCUGAACGGGAAGUCUGCCUGGCCGACCAGCGGGAACUUCACGCAGGGCAUGAACUGGACUGGCUCGCCCUGUACAUAGGGCAUAUCGGCCUUCCAAGAUGCCAGAGAAAGUGGAUGGUUUCCCCACGGAGAUCUUACCAGAAUGUAGAAUCCGUGACCACCAGACUCGAGAAUAGCAGAUUGAUCCACACAUAUUUUGGCAACGAGAAAACAGUUGUGCUAUCUGGCUUUGGGGCCGUUAAGCGGGCAGACCGGUCUCCAUUCUUCAGCUCUGAAUGGCACGAUAAAUGGAAAGUUCCAGAGACGUGGCGGUUUCGCCAUCAUUUCCUCACCGACCAUCACUACAUAAGUGACAGGCCCGGGAUGGAGGAGACCGGCGCGGUAUUCCUAUAUCGGGCCCGACUGGCGCAACUGACGAAGGAUUGGGACGACCAGCUGGUCCGAGUGCGGUCUGCGGCGCCGUCGUUAGCACGAGCAAUUGAAGCUACUGCUAACUUGCUUUUUACUGCCGAUGACAUUGUGUUGGGGGAUGGAUGGGAUGCUCACUUUGUCAUACACUGGGCGGUCCCCUCGUCUGCCCGAGUUCCCACAGCACACCUGGGAAUCAUGUCGACAAGCCUCUUUAUCUACACCCAGGAACUGUUUUCUAUUUUCUUCGCCUCUAUCCUGCACAUGGUCCGUGACCUUGGGGGCACAACGGGCACAACCACAGAAACCGGAAAGAAUGAAGUCAGAAAUACAAACAUCAUCCAAAUACAAAAGGCUUUUGUCGACAAUGGCUUGGGGUCUGUUCACGAUGUGAUGACCUGUAUCUUUCCAGCUCUGAAGCGCCAGGGCAAGCUUCCCAAGGCGCGACGAAAAGCAGACUUGGGUUCCUAG